Molecule: messenger RNA, 4450 nt
Organism: Diceros bicornis minor
Lineage: Eukaryota; Metazoa; Chordata; Mammalia; Perissodactyla; Rhinocerotidae
Gene: TXNDC11
Product: thioredoxin domain containing 11
Exons: 12
Coding region: 95-2584 (829 amino acids)
Source: RefSeq, a predicted model, not a curated record
UGAGCUGCGGGAUUGGGGAGCGACGGGCCGGGCCGGGCCCUCGGGCCCGAGGCGGCGGCGGCGGCGGUAUAAAGCCGGCGACGGGGAGCAUGUAAUGUCGGAAUGCGGAGGCCGCGGCGGCGGCAGCAGCGACGGCGCCGAGGCCGAGGGUGGCGGCGGCGGCGGCCCGGCGGGCUCCGGCUCCCUCAGCCCGGCCCCGGCCGGGGCGUCCUCGGCGGGCCGGCUCCGCCGCGGGCUGCGCAGCGCCUCGCUCAUGGCGCGCCGGCGGCCCGAGCUGCUGUGCGGCGCCGUGGCGCUCGGCUGCGCGCUGCUCCUCGCCCUCAAGUUCACCUGCAGUCGAGCAAAAGAUGUGAUCAUACCAGCAAAGCCACCCGUCAGCUUUUUCUCCUCGAGGUCUCCGGUUCUUGACCUCUUCCAGGGGCAGCUGGACUAUGCAGAGCAUGUUCGCCGAGACUCGGAGGUGGUGCUGCUGUUCUUCUACGCCCCAUGGUGUGGACAGUCCAUCGCUGCCAGGGCAGAAAUUGAGCAAGCGGCGAGUCAGCUUUCAGACCAGGUGUUGUUUGUGGCGAUUAACUGUUGGUGGAACCAGGGGAAAUGCAGAAAACAGAAACACUUCUUUUAUUUUCCUGUAAUAUAUCUGUAUCAUCGGAGUUUUGGACCAAUCGAAUACAAAGGCCCCAUGAGUGCUGUUUACAUUGAGAAGUUUGUCCGCCGGGUGAUGAAACCACUUCUCUACAUCCCAUCUCAAUCAGAAUUACUAGAUUUUCUCUCGAACUACGAGCCUGGAGUACUCGGGUUCUUUGAGUUCAGUGGCUCGCCCCAGCCUCCUGGUUAUUUGACCUUCUUCACUUCAGCAUUACAUUCAUUAAAGAAAGAUUACCUAGGAACAGUACGAUUUGGGGUUAUCACAAAUAAACAUCUUGCGAAACUGGUAUCCUUAGUACACUCUGGAAGUGUGUAUUUACAUAGACAUUUCAACACAUCACUUGUCUUUCCCAGGGAGGUCAUCAACUACACAGCUGAGAAUAUCUAUAAGUGGGCCUUAGAAAACCGAGAGACACUCCUUCGAUGGCUGCGGCCACAUGGCGGCAAGAGUCUCCUGCUGAAUAAUGAGCUGAAGAAAGGACCAGCACUUUUUUUAUUUAUACCUUUUAAUCCCUUAGCCGAAAGUCAUCCUUUAAUAGAUGAGAUCACCGAAGUGGCCUUGGAGUACAACAACUGUCACAGGGACCAGGUGGUGGAGCAGCUCCUUCAGCACCUGCGGCGAGUGGACGCCCCGGUAGUCAGGUCUCUGGCACCUGAGCCCCUGGUCCAGCUGCCGGACCCACCUCUGAUCACGGCGUCCCCCUGCUGCAAUACUGUGGUGCUGCCCCAGUGGCACUCCAUCUCCAGGACCCACAAUGUCUGUGAACUGUGUAUCAACCAGACGGCGGGGGGCAUCAAGCCAAGCUCAGUCAGCAUGCCACAGUGCAGCUUUUUCGAGAUGGCAGCAGCUCUGGAUUCUUUCUACCUCAAGGAGCAGACCUUUCAUCAUGUGGCAUCAGACAGCAUAGAAUGCAGCAAUUUUCUAAGUUCCUAUAGCCCUUUCAGGUACUACACUGCAUGUUGCAGGACCGUAAACAGGGGCGUGACGGGCUUCAUUGAUUCUGAGCAAGAUGUCUUUGAAACCCCGACCAUUGCAUUUUCUUCCCUCGAGGGGAAAUGUGAGGUGGAUACCCCAAGCUCCGUUCCUCACAUUGAGGAGAACAGGUAUCUCUUUCCGGAAGUGGACAUGAGUAGCACAGACUUCACAGGCCUGAGCUGCAGAACCAACAAGACCCUGAACAUCUACCUUUUGGAUUCGAAUUUAUUUUGGUUAUACGCAGAGAGGCUGGGUGCUCCGAGCACCGCUCGGGUGAAGGAAUUUGCCGCAAUUGUUGAUGUAAAAGAAGAGUCUCACUAUAUCUUGGAUCCGAAACAAGCUCUGAUGAAGUUCACCCUAGAGUCUUUUAUUCAAAACUUCAGUGUUCUCUACAGCCCCUUGAAAAGGCAUCUUAUUGGAAGUGACUCUGCCCAGUUCCCUUCUCAGCAUUUAAUCACUGAAGUGACAACUGAUACCUUUUGGGAAGUAGUCCUUCAAAAACAGGAUGUUUUGCUGCUUUACUAUGCACAGUGGUGCGGCUUCUGUCCAUCCCUCAAUCACGUCUUCAUCCAGCUGGCUCGUCUCCUGCCGUCGGAUACAUUCACCGUGGCAAGGAUUGAUGUAUCUCAGAAUGAUCUUCCUUGGGAAUUUAUGGUUGACCGUCUUCCUACUGUCUUAUUUUUUCCCUGCGAAAGAUUGUUCACAGCGAGCGCAUCUGACUUGAUAACCAUGAAAGAGAGAAACCAUAUGAGAGAGCUUGUCCUCUGCCACAGUGUGCGACCUGGGCCUCCUCCUGCUCCUAGCAGGGCUGACUUCCUGUGCAGGGGCAUCUCAGAGCCACUCUUCCUUCCACCACUCUGUGUGACAUUUGAAAGUGCAGGUGCUCUGACCCGGCCCUGGGUCGGGACAUCAGAAGUGGGGUUCAUUCUAAUGUGCCCCCGGGGGAGGACCUCACUUCUUUAGAGGAGCAGCCCUGCCCUCCCUUGGGAAUAUAGCCCCUUCUUUGGAGUAGACACCUUAUGCCCCAUUUGCCAUUUUUAUGUGCUAGAGGUGCAUGAACAUGCUCCUAGUGGAUUUAGAGGAGAGCCAGAUAGACAGUGGGGCCUUCUGCCACCACACUUGAAAUGAGUACUGUUUUGGAAGCAACUUAUUGACACUCUGUGUCCUCGCUACUUCUAAAAACAUUUUAGUAUACCCAUUAGGUAGAUUCGUGGAGACUGUUCCAGGAAGUCGGAAAUAGCAUGCUUACAAAUGUUAUUUUCUGUCCUGUAAAUGUCUCUAGGUACACGCACUAAGGUAGCUCAGUGGCUUGUUCCUGGGGGUGAUUCACAUGUACUCUCUGUCCCAGACCAGGUUUGUGCUGCAGAACUCGGUGGCAGAUCGAGCCUCUCUUGUCCUUCCUCACCCACACUUCACAGGGGCCAGGAGCUUUUUAGCUGUUGAUUGAAUGGCUGGGAGGCCCCGCAUGAAGAAUGCUUACAUGUUAAGAAAACUAUGCUUUAAAGGAGGGCGUAGUUAUAUACUUACCCCCAAAAUGCUUGAAAUUAUUCCAUUUCCCUGAAAGUUUCCAUAAAUGUUGUAUAAAAUGAGGCAACUCUGAUUGUAGUUUCCUUGUGAUUUUUAUCUCAUAGGGAAGGCCUACCCGUUAAUAGCACACCUUUCUUCUUAGAUAUUUGGCCACUGGCCCUGUGUGUGCAGAGGGCUUGCAAGCUUUCAAUGAGCGGUUUUUGGUUGGUUUUUUAGGGAACAGUGUGGUUUGUCUCAGCUAACAUUCACUAGCAUUCAGGUAGCUCAGGUAAUCCUGACAGCAGUCCUGUUAGGGGGAUGGUACUCUCAUGACUGCCUUUUAUAGGUGAGGCAGUGCAGGGGCGCACAAGAGUCCUUGUGUGGGAGCUCAUGACGGAGCAGUAGCCCCGUGAGUCUGCCCAGGUGGGCAGGCUCCAGAGUCCCUGCUCUUCCUCUCCACUCCUGUAUCCCUCAGAGGCCACCAUGACCACUGUUUGCCCACCUCACCCAUAAAGCCGGUGGUUUUGAUUUAUUGCAGCUGGAUUGUGUAUACAUGGGUCAGUGUAUCUGUGGUAGAAAUUUUGGUUGUCAAAUGACAAGUUCUAAAAAGGAAUUUUCUACAUCAGGACUUGCAACAAAGCUUUGGAGAAAAUGCCCUCAUAUGUCAUGCUCUUUCCUUAUUCUGUGCUCUCAGGGCUGGGUAGCCUUAAUUCCUCAGAGUCUCUUGGUUUGUCUGUUUAUUAAGGACCAGGGCUCCAGUAACACCUUCCUCAUCAUGGCAAUAAAAAUGUCUCCACAUGUUCCAUAUGUCCCUGGGGGGUACAGUCACCCCCAGUUAAGAACUCCUGCCUUGGAUAAUGUGUAAUAAAUGCUUGCCAAGUAUUUCAAGUUUUUCCUAAUUCACCAAGCACUCUUGAUGGCCACAAGUGACAUGGGUGACAGUCCUGCCCCAGGACGCCCUCCCUGACACGCCACUGGGCCUGUCAACACACAGAGGCCCUCUGCCCACGUGCUCCCAGUGCCCUGCGUCACUGGCUUUAGGCUUGGGCCUGGGAGCUCUGGUCUCUCUUGGAAGGUUGUGAACAGAAACUGAGCUCUUUGUCCUCAGGAACAGACACACAUUUGAGAUAAGCCACGUGAAUUACAGAAUGAGGAUAUGGGACAUCAUUAGCUUUGUAGAAAAUUUUUUGCCCAGAUAACAUUUUCCUUGCUGACUUGCAGUAAGUAAAAUCCUCGGAAUGUCUUUUGGUAGGAAAUACACGGCCUGACCUUCAGUAGCAGUCUGGGUUUGGACUGAGUGUUGGUGUGACUCUCAUCUUGGAC